Pyricularia pennisetigena is the source of this 2367-nucleotide messenger RNA. RefSeq lists its product as uncharacterized. NCBI's taxonomy places the organism in Eukaryota, Fungi, Ascomycota, Sordariomycetes, Magnaporthales, Pyriculariaceae. The record is from RefSeq and is a predicted model, not a curated record. Bases 1 to 2367 code for a protein of 788 amino acids. Gene Ontology annotation, molecular function: inositol hexakisphosphate 3-phosphatase activity. The transcript has 2 exons.
AUGCGGAACGACCGCAUAAAUGGUCGUGCUGCUGCUGCGUUGCCGACCUCCAGUAACGCAGGAAACAGCAGCAGCGAUAGAAGCAGAAGCAAAAUUGCCGCCAUCAUGGUCGCUUCUUCCCUCGGCGUUCUUCUCGUGGCCGUCCUGCUGGGCGGUGCGUCGCACAUCGCCACUGCCGCCCCGGUCGAGCUCGAGCUCAACGUUACAGCCCUGACCCCCGGCACCAUCAACUCGGAUUGGACCGCCGCCUACUAUCCGAAAUCCGGGGCUGCGCCAUUAUUGCUUGCUAACGACGCCGGGACCACCACGGGUGGGUUCCGCGUCUUUAAUCUCGACGGCGCCCCGACGUUGAGCCAAACUGGCCAUGUCGUCACCGGCAGGACGAAGCUAGUCGCCCCAUUAUACAAUAUUAGUGGAGCCGAAGAUGACAUCCUCGUCACAAUAGCGACAACCGACUCUGUUAUCCGUCUGUACUCACUACCGGACUUAGCGCCAGUCCCGGUUGCCGAACCGCUCGUCGCCCUAGGCGAUUGGAACGCUGUUUGCUCGUGGGGCAGUUACUUCUUCCUUUUUGGCAAGGGCGGUCGCGCGUUUCAAUACCUGGUCCGCCCGGUGGACGACGGGAACUUCGAAGUUCUCGAGGUCCGCGCUCUGCCUGCCCCCGUCGUCUUUGUGGGCUGCGCCGUCUCGUAUCGCGAUGCAAAACUCUACCUGACCGAGGACGUUGACCAGGAUGUUUACGUCAUGGACGUUGGCGAUAUAUCCGGCCAGCCCACGCUUGAAAAGGUCGAGGGUGUCAAGGACGCCACCGGCAUUGCUCUCUACUCCUCAGCCGACAAAGAAUACGUCUUCGUGGCACAGGAGUCCCAACUGGCCGUGUACGGAGGCAACUGGACCCACCUCGGUACAGUCCAGCUGGCGGGCCUAGACGACAUUGAAAUCCAAGGCCUAAGCAUAUAUCAAGCGCCGACCACCACCCACCCAUCCGGCGCUGUCACCUUUGCUAUCGAAGCCGACUCCACUGAAGGUUUCGGCACCGCAUCGCUGCAAUCCAUUCUGGACGCGCUGUCGAUCCCAUCCAACACGGCCUACACCCCGCGUAGCGAACCCUUUGGCCCGCGCACUUGUGCCCGCUGUUCCAACAACGGCUUCUGUCCGACAGUUGGCUGCCCCAAAACCUGCACGUCCUGCCUGCUCGGCUUCUCGGGUCCGACCUGCUCCACCCCGCGCUGCGAGGCUGACUGCUCCGGACACGGGUCGUGCGUUGGCCCGAACCGGUGUGCGUGUGACGCUGGCUGGGGCGGUCUGCACUGCUCGUUCGUGCUGGUUGAGGCCGACCGCGAGACGGACGCGGCUGGUGGCGACGGAGACGAUCCUGCGGUCUGGAUCUCGCCAGUUAGCAAAGAUUUGUCGCGCGUCAUCACCACUGUCAAGUCUGAGAAAGGUGCUGGGCUGAACGUGUUCGACCUCGAGGGCAAAAUCGUGCAGCAGUUCGCAGCUGGGCAGCCAAAUAAUGUCGAUGUUAUCUAUGGGUUUCAAGCUGGCGACAGGGUUGUCGAUUUGGCUUUUGCCGGGUGUCGAAGUGAUGACACGUUGUGCCUCUUCGAGAUAACCCGCAACGGCACCAUCACCACCAUCCCAGGUGGCAUCCAACCACUCCCCAAGGGCUACAAGGUGUACGGGUCCUGCGUCUAUCGGUCUCCCAAAUCCAACCGGCAGUAUCUGUUUGUCAACUCCAAAAAGGCACGGUACCUACAGUAUGAACUUACUUCCACCGAAUCCGGCACACUGCAGACGACGCUGGUGCGCGACUUCACCGGCGGCUCAGGCGGACAGGUCGAGGGCUGCGUUGUCGACGACCGUAACAGCUGGCUCUUCCUGGGCGAGGAGCCGCGCGCUCUGUGGCGGUACGGCGCCGAGCCUGACGAUGGCACUGAGGGACUGGAAAUUGCUGUCGUCGGUGAUGGCAAAAUCAACGCCGAGGUGGAGGGUGUGACGCUGGUUGAGGGCAAAACUCCCGAAGAGGGGUACAUUUUGGUGUCGAAUCAGGGCGUCAGCUCGUAUGCCGUCUACCGACGGGCUGAGCCGCACGAAUACGUUGCUACUUUUGCCAUCGUAGCAUCAGCAGACGGGAAGAUCGAUGCCGUUUCCAACACUGACGGGAUCGCCGCGGUGGGAGCUGGGUUGGGACCCAACUUCCCUCAUGGAUUAGUUGUUGUGCACGAUGAUGCCAAUGAGCUGCCUGAGGGAGGUACUAGUGCUGAGGCGAGUUUCAAGAUGGUUAGUUUGGAGAAAAUUUUUGGAGGGCCUUUGAAGGAGCUCAACUUGCUCGAUCAUGUCGACGCAAACUGGGAUCCGCGCACGUAA